Brachypodium distachyon (stiff brome) is the source of this 1955-nucleotide messenger RNA. RefSeq names its product ultraviolet-B receptor UVR8. The coding region runs from base 233 to 1675 and encodes 480 amino acids. Lineage: Eukaryota; Viridiplantae; Streptophyta; Magnoliopsida; Poales; Poaceae. The record is from RefSeq and is a predicted model, not a curated record. The transcript is spliced from 9 exons.
CCUACCCGGAAUCCGGGAACACGAAAGCUAAUCAUGUUAUUCUCAUUUCCUCCUGGCUAGUUUGCCCAGCCGGCCAGCCCUCCCAUCUCCUUGGUCUCCUUGCCGACCGACCCAGCAUCCUCGCUCCGCGGAUCUUCUUCCUCCUCGCGCGAGCGCCGCCACUCAUCACGCUGCCGAGCGCCCGAGCCCCCUAGCUCGUCUUCCCCCUCGCUCGAGCGCCUCCACCGCAGUAAUGGAUAUUGAUGAUGUGCUUUGCAACCUGCGUGUUGUCGGUGUGCCAACAAAGAGUGCAAUAUAUAUAUGGGGGUAUAACCAGAGUGGUCAGACUGCACGGAAGGGCAAGGACCGCCACUUGAGGAUCCCCAAGAGCCUACCUCCCAAACUGUUCAAAUGCAGGGAUGGUGAGAAUCUCAGAUGGAUUGAUAUUGCAUGUGGCCGUGAGCACACUGCUGCAGUUGCUUCUGACGGAUCACUCUUCACUUGGGGUGCUAAUGACUUUGGCCAGUUGGGAGAUGGGACAGAGGAGAGUGCAAAGGAACCUAAAAAGGUUAAUGCAAUUGAGACUGAGUUUGUGAAAUCAGUGUCAUGUGGUGCACAUUGUACAGCUGCUAUUGCUGAACCUCGAGAAAAUGAUGGCACCAUAUCGAAAAGCAGGCUCUGGGUUUGGGGACAAAAUCAGGGCUCAGAUUACCCUCGCCUAUUCUGGGGAGCUUUUGCACCAAAUACGGUAAUUCUGCAGGUUUCUUGCGGAGCUGUUCAUGUAAUGGCCCUAUCAGAGGAUGGUGUGCUGCAAGCAUGGGGCUACAAUGAGUAUGGUCAGCUUGGCAGAGGUUGUACUUCUGAAGGACUGCAGGGGGCUCGUGUAUUAAAUGCUUAUGCAAGGUUCCUUGAUGAUGCACCUGAGCUAGUGAAGAUUGUUAGAGUAUCAUGUGGAGAGUACCAUGCAGCUGCUAUAUCAGAACAUGGGGAGGUAUAUACAUGGGGACUUGGAAGCAUGGGGCAGCUUGGGCAUCGGUCCCUUCAGUCUGGAGACAAGGAACUAAUCCCAAGGCGAGUUGUUGCCCUUGAAGGAAUGGUAGCUGGGGAUGUGUCUUGUGGUGGGGUUCACUCUUGUGCUGUAACUGAAGGUGGAACCCUAUAUGCUUGGGGCGGAGGACAUGUGGGCCAGCUGGGACUCGGACCUCAGAGUGGUUUCUUUUCAUGUGCUCUUAACGGAUCUGACAUGCUACUUCGUAACAUUCCAGUCCUGGUCAUACCAUCAGGUGUCCGGCUCGUUACUUGUGGCCAUUCCCACACGCUUAUAUCUAUGAAAGAUGGCCGUAUAUAUGGAUGGGGUUAUAAUAGUUAUGGUCAGGCGGCUAAUGAGAAAUCUACUUAUGCUUGGUACCCCUCUCCAGUUGAUUGGUGUGUUGGAGAGGUGAGGAGACUUGCUGCAGGUGGUGGCCAUUCGGCUGUCCUAACUGAUGCAUCCUCCUUAAAAGAGCUAUGUGAGUUCAAGCUAGCGGAGACUGUAAAUGUGUCGAAUGCUCAGAUAAUUGAAGAUGUUGCAUCAAGAACUGGAGCUGAUUCCUUGGCACGAUUGUGUGAGAGAUUAAGGGAACAUUUGGUCGAGCAAGGGGACUGUGAAUUCCUGGAAAAGCACAUGGUUGAAGAGAUUGAGGCUAAAGCCGGUUAGAGUAGUGAUGAUGCUUCGCACGAUAUACAUUGAUUCAAGCACUAGUUCUGUUGUGUUUCAUGGGAAGUAGGAACUGAUUUCUGCGUGACUGUAAAACCUCAUUGGUGUCUCCCAAGUGUAAUGAAUUAGAGGAGGCGCUCUGUAUGUAAACCACAAACUUCCAACUUUCCAUGUGGCUUGCAGAACAAAUUGAAACCUGUACGUUGCUAACUGAACAAAAUUGUAGAUGCAAACUCGUUGUUGGUAAAAUUUCAUAAGCUGCACAACAGCUGGACGGACC